CGGUCCGGUCCGAUCCGUUCCUGAUUUUGUAAACGCCCAAAAAAUUGGGUAUUAUUAAACUCUAUGGCUGACUCAUAACUCUGUACUUUUCUUAUUGGCCUGUAAGCCUGAACGCAGCCCCUCACUAUUACCAUUGCAUUGCGACAUUAACAAAUCCAGUUGGGUAGAAGAAGAGCUCCCCACGUUUCAUUAUGCACGAGAAGUAAUCCUUGAAAGACAUUUAAGGGAUGCCUACACACUGUAGUACAUAGGUUGAACAUGGUGAAACUAUGGCCGGGGUUAUGAACGUUGCACUAAAAUUCCUUGUUGAUUAUUUGGACAAGGUCGGACUAAUUUAUAAGAGAGAUAUUGGAUCUUUCUUAAGCUACAAAGUUGGCAAAGGUCAUAAGACAACACUGCCUCCAUUAAAAUCACAUGUGACUAUAGAUGAGCAACUUCUGGAGGGCAAAAGAGUUCUGUUUGUCGGGGAUGUUCAUGGCUGUUUUGACGAACUGCAAGAGUUGUACAACCAAUGUACAGAUUCCUCCAAGGAAACUGCACUGAUUUUCGUGGGUGAUCUUGUCUUUAAAGGACCUAAGACUCUGGAAGUUAUACGUUUUGUCAGAGAGACAGGCUCGUUUUCUGUUAGAGGAAAUCAUGAACAAUCUAUUUUGACCGAAAUCCUUCACAAAAGAAGAGACGAACCUGUGCGAGAGAAACGCAACUUUGUUUACGAUUUGACUCAAGAGGACGAAGAUUUCCUGCAAAAUCUGCCUUUCACGAUAAGUGUUCCUUCAUUCAAUGUUCUGGUGGUUCAUGGCGGACUACUGCCAGGGAUACCUAUUGAACAACAAGAUCCUUUGGGUAUGAUGUUCAUCAGAAACUACAUCCCAGAGAAGUUCCAAGGAACGGCAGGAAUCGAGGAGGGCUUGCCAUGGGCGUCAACAUGGAACGGUCCUCAGCAUGUAGUAUUUGGACACGAUGCUCGCCGAGGUGUCCAGCACUACAAAUAUGCUACUGGGAUUGACUCUGGAUGUGUAUAUGGGAAUUAUCUGACUGGCAUCUUGAUAGAAGACGGUGUCUGGGCUAACAGGAAAUUAGUACAAGUCAAAGCAAGGAAAAAGUAUACUCUAAAAGAGAGUUAACUGUUGUCGUGCUUUACUGUUAAGAUGGAGAGAAAGGAAACCCCAAACUUUUAGCCUGUGGAGCUGGCUUGAUUUUGGCAUGCAAUUACUCACCAUUUUCUUGGUGAAAAUUGUAGCUGCCAUCUUUGAUAUUUUAUGACAGCAGGCUGUUGUUGUUUUGGAAUUACUCUCCGCCUGCAUCAGAUGUAACUGCAAUCAUUUUUCUAACCCAGACAAUUCCUAAUUUGGGCUAUUCCACAUGAGACAUGAAAAUUUGACAGAUUUUCAAAUUCAAAAUAUGAGAGCCAAACUUACUUUUAAUGAAAGCUUAUACAUAGUUCUAUAAGAAUCCAAAUCUAGAUUGGCAGUAGUGGACACGCCCAGGUUGUGUGAUGCCAUUGUUUUUGAGGGUUUUUAUUAACCGAAUAAGCCAUUUUACAUACCAAUAUCUAAAUUGCUAUAUCUCAAAGAAAUUGAUCGCCAUGAAUCAGAUUUUGAGAUCUUAACUACCCACUAGGAUGAGCCUUUCAAUGCAAAAAGAAAAAAAUUCUCAAACAUUUAAUGUCUCAGACGUACAAAGACAUAAAAAGUGUUGCGGACGUGACCUUCAGGGUAUGAUUCAGAGCAACAUUUAUUUAAUUUCUAU
This is a messenger RNA of Stylophora pistillata, 1749 nucleotides long. RefSeq lists its product as uncharacterized. The record is from RefSeq and is a predicted model, not a curated record. Gene Ontology annotation, biological process: polyphosphate catabolic process. Gene Ontology annotation, cellular component: cytoplasm. Lineage: Eukaryota; Metazoa; Cnidaria; Anthozoa; Scleractinia; Pocilloporidae. Gene Ontology annotation, molecular function: phosphatase activity; endopolyphosphatase activity.